AUGACAGCGACAACCCACCCAGAAUACGACAAGGAUACCGAAGCCUUGGAUGUUGCGGAAGCAUUUCCUGAAGCUAUUCGAGGCAAGACAAUCAUCGUCACUGGAGUGAACCGCAAAGGCAUUGGAUUUACCACCGCGCAGGCUUUUGCUUCCCAGUCCCCUGCUCACCUCAUCAUUGCCGGACGAAACGCAUCCAAACUUCAAGAAUGCAUGGAUGAUCUCAAGCAGCAGUGGCCCGAAGUUGACUACCGCCUGCUGAUAAUCGACCUCUCGAGCCAGAAAGGCGUUCGGACGGCAGCCCAAGAAGUCCUCUCGUGGAGCGAUGUGCCAUCGAUCAACAUUGUCGUGAAUAAUGCCGGUGUGGGGAGUAUACCUGAGCGCACGAUCACCGAAGACGGGAUUGAGCUUACUUUCGCGACAAACCAUAUUGGGCACUUCUUGUUCACUGGCUUGAUCAUGCCAAAGCUCCUCGAGGCAGCAAAGGCCAGCACAAAGGGAGCAACUCGCGUGGUCAAUGUCAGCUCGGGUGCAGCCGAAUACAAUGGUAUCCGCUGGUCAGACAUCAAUUUCGACAAGAAGUCCACAGAUCUUCCUGAGGAUGAACGCCCAAACUAUGCGAUCCUCAAGUUAUGGGGCAUAAGCAAUGGGCCAGAUAUGUCGUACAUACCAUUGGAAGCAUACAUUCAGAGCAAAGCUGCAAAUAUCCUUUUUGGAAUUGGCCUUACAGCAAGAUUGUAUGAAACCCACGGCAUAUUGAGUGUCGGCGUCCAUCCUGGAGUAAUCAAGACGGAACUGACGAGGUACUCAUCUAAAGAACAGAGAGAUGCAGUCGCGGCAAUGGCUCAGAAGGGGUUGUUCGAGUACAAAACCUUGGGCGCGGGGGCUGCAACGAGCCUGGUGGCUGCCACAGACCCCAAACUGGGCGCCAUUGAGAGCAAAGACGGGAAAGAGGGAUGGGGAGCAUACCUGAAGGACUGUCAAAUCUCGCACGACGCGUGUCCUCGCGCAAAAUCGAGCGAGGGGGCCGAAAAGCUCUGGAAGCUGUCAGAAGACCUUGUGGGAGAGAGGUUUUCAUGGUAA
Molecule: messenger RNA, 1080 nt
Organism: Cladophialophora psammophila CBS 110553
Lineage: Eukaryota; Fungi; Ascomycota; Eurotiomycetes; Chaetothyriales; Herpotrichiellaceae
Exons: 1
Coding region: 1-1080 (359 amino acids)
Source: RefSeq, a predicted model, not a curated record